This is a messenger RNA of Vollenhovia emeryi, 2812 nucleotides long. RefSeq names its product selenide, water dikinase (gene Sps1). Lineage: Eukaryota; Metazoa; Arthropoda; Insecta; Hymenoptera; Formicidae. The record is from RefSeq and is a predicted model, not a curated record. Gene Ontology annotation, molecular function: selenide, water dikinase activity; ATP binding. Gene Ontology annotation, biological process: L-selenocysteine biosynthetic process. Gene Ontology annotation, cellular component: cytoplasm. The transcript is spliced from 6 exons.
CGGUCCCGAUUAGUCGACGCCGGUGUGGAACAGUAUAAUUCCCAUUUGCUGCGAGUUCGCGCGCGGGAGAUCCAGUGGCUGUCCUUCGGCGGCGGUACGCGAUCGCGUGUAUCAGUCGGACGUGCGGCGAGAGCACACCGGUGCCCGGCAACUUGCGCGCGCGCGCGUGUGGAAAAAGUAGAAGGAAUCGCGCGCGGUCCUCUAUCGCCACGUUAUUCGCGGCGCUCCCGACGCGGGCCGCGACGUGCCGGCAAAGGCGUAAAAACCGACUUGCCUCCUCCUGAUCUCCGCCGUGUAAACGACUCCGCACGGCAAGAUGGCGGAGCUGCAGGGCACCCCGGUGGCACAGGACGCCCUGACCGUGGCGCAGCUCGAGCUUGAGGGGAAUCCGAAUGCCUUGGCGCUGCGCAGGCCGUUCGACCCGGUGGCGCAUGAUCUUGACGCGUCCUUCCGACUGACGCGAUUCGCCGACCUAAAAGGAUGAGGGUGCAAGGUCCCUCAGGAGGUUCUUGGUAAACUCCUCGAGGGACUGCAGGCCGACGAAGCGUCCGCGCAAGAUCACGAACAUGCCCACUUUAUGCACAUGGCCAUCCCGCGGAUCGGCAUUGGCAUGGAUUCCUCUGUCACGCCCGUGCGACACGGCGGGCUUAGCCUGGUGCAGACCACAGAUUUCUUUUACCCGCUAGUCGACGAUCCUUAUAUGAUGGGUAAAAUUGCGUGCACCAACGUGCUCAGCGAUCUGUACGCAAUGGGCGUCACGGACUGCGAUAACAUGUUGAUGCUGCUGGGCGUCAGUACGAAGAUGACUGAGAAGGAGCGCGAUGUCGUUGUGCCACUAAUAAUGAGAGGGUUCAAAGAUUCCGCUUUGGACGCGGGCACCACGGUGACUGGUGGCCAGACCGUCGUGAAUCCUUGGUGCACCAUCGGCGGGGUGGCUACCACUGUGUGCCAGCCGAACGAGUACAUCGUGCCGGACAACGCUGUAGUCGGGGACGUAUUGGUCCUAACGAAGCCCCUCGGUACGCAAGUUGCCGUCAACGCGCAUCAGUGGCUCGAUCAGCCCGACCGUUGGAACAGGAUCAAGCUGGUAGUGAGCGAGGAAGAUGUGCGGAAGGGUUAUCAACGUGCAAUGGACAGCAUGGCCAGGUUGAACAGAACAGCUGCGAGAUUGAUGCAUAAAUAUAACGCACAUGGAGCCACGGACGUCACUGGUUUCGGUCUUCUUGGACACGCUCAAAAUUUAGCAAAGCAUCAGAAGAAUGAAGUUUCCUUUGUUAUCCAUAAUCUCCCUGUUAUCGCCAAGAUGGCUGCGGUGGCGAAGGCAUGCGGGAAUAUGUUCCAGUUAUUGCAGGGCCAUUCAGCCGAGACUAGCGGCGGUCUGCUCAUUUGCCUUCCUCGAGAACAGGCUGCAGCUUAUUGUAAAGACAUCGAGAAACAGGAAGGAUAUCAAGCAUGGAUUAUCGGCAUCGUGGAAAAGGGCCUUCGCACGGCAAGAAUAAUCGACAAGCCGCGAGUAAUUGAAGUUCCGGCCAAGGAAAAGGACGGCGAGCUCUGGUAAAAGAAAAGGACAGGGCUAUCCCAUAUUUGCCUCCUCAAUUAUAUGUACGUUCGUAUACUUGGAAAAUAGCACGCAUACACACUCGACAGGCGCUUUUACGUGCACCACAGACAAAAAAAAGGAGUUAUUUACUACGUAUAUCUGUAUAUCAUUUACGGAGAAAAAAACAUUUUAAGUGGUAUUCAAAUCUUAAUUAUUAAAAAAAUGCAAAGUUUGAAAGCCAAAUCAUGCGAAUCAUCUGUAUACAAUGGUUCUUGCGAUUUCAUAAUCAACUUAUUAGCGAAUACCACAUCAUUUUUUGUUCCAAGUCUCUUACCCACAUAUUGUAGAGAAUCUGUUCUUUUUCUUCUGAUAUGUGGCAUUUCUUUCCGUAUUAAUGUGUAAAACUGACUGCAAGUUUAAAAAGUUACGGCGAUUAUUUUUCUCUUGUAUCAAGUACAGUUAAGAAGAUGAUAAAUUUAGUAUUUUUAAGAUUAAGGUAGCACUAAGUUCUCAAACUAAGAAGCUUUCAAAACCGCAACCCGAAUAAAUAUUCGACGAGCAAGGGGGAUAUACAUAUGUAUAUUAUAUCGGGUAGCGAAUUUGGGUGCUCGGUGUUAACGGCGUUUAAAAGAAAUAUUGAUGAUCGUAAAUAAUUGCAAAGAUCUACGAAGUAUAUUUUACAAGACGCAAAAUGCAAAAUGACUGGGUAGUAUACGUUAUUUUACAUAGCAGAUUACAAACUGGUGAUGCGUAAAUCAGAACGACAGUGACUUUCACGAAGGGAGAGAUAUUGUUAAAUAAGUAGUAUAUAUGAACGGAGAACAGAAAGGGGACACGUGGCGUUUUAGCCGAAACUGAAUUAACAAUGGUUCCUCGUUUCAAAAUCAAAAUUGAGAGAAAAAGCUUUUCUUGGCGAGGAGGCUCUGUCCUCGGGGCAAAGCAGCUAGUGAAAAAAAAAUGCAUUGCUCGUAAAAUGAGCUCGGUUCUUCUCGAGUGCACAACUUUGUCAGAUUUAUCCCUUUCUGUUCUGACCGAUUCAUAUGCAAUAGCAGACUUAUGAUCCUCGCAUCUCGGGGAGAUAUAAUCUAAGAGUUCGAAGUAGAGCACCAUACACACGCAUACGCAGAGAUGUGGAGUCCCAAAAAGAAAGACAAAGGCCUUCUACUUGUCUCCCGUGCAUACGCUUUGAACGAUUCAAGGAAGAAAUUAAAGCACAGGCCCUAACGUUGUAUUACUUUUUCAUAUGAAUAAAGUGCUACUUUGUCAAUAAAA